AUGGGACAGGAUCCAGCUGCCAACAAGACAUUUAAUGGUAUCUUGUGGAGCAAUCUGUUGCAAAGAAGCGACAUACUUAGGCAUGACACAUCAGGGAGAGGCAAAAUUGUUCUGUUUUGUACUGGAUCUAUAGUUAAAUUAGAAUUUGACCAAAAGCUGUAUGAACAUGGCAUUUGGAGCUUGAAGUUUGUCCUAUAA
Messenger RNA from Prunus armeniaca (apricot), 198 nucleotides. The record is from the annotation of a GenBank genome assembly. Lineage: Eukaryota; Viridiplantae; Streptophyta; Magnoliopsida; Rosales; Rosaceae.